This is a messenger RNA of Saccharomyces eubayanus, 1113 nucleotides long. It is a transcript of the gene MUM2, whose product is annotated as Mum2p. Bases 1 to 1113 code for a protein of 370 amino acids. The transcript has a single exon. The record is from RefSeq and is a predicted model, not a curated record. NCBI's taxonomy places the organism in Eukaryota, Fungi, Ascomycota, Saccharomycetes, Saccharomycetales, Saccharomycetaceae.
AUGAAUUACAUGACUUACGAUUAUGAUCCCCAACAUUCUUUGGAAACGUCCUUUAAUAAUUUGGCGUUUCACCCGCAUCAACAAUCACAACAGCAAGGGUUAUAUGAAGCUGGAGAAAGGAAUGAUGCCAGGCCGGGACUAAUGAACCCGUUAGGACAGUCCAAUAAAAUGAAUAAUACCAUGAUUCCUCAAGGUUCAUCGGCUAAUCCAUUAGGAGGACAGCAUAACUUGAAUAGUUCGGCAAACUUCAACAUGCCUACAUCAAUGAAUACCUAUAACUAUCAGAAUGUACCACAGGCGCCAGCUAGAAAUGCUAUGAACCACAAUAACAUCAUGAGUGGGGCAACUGCUAACGAUUAUUGGCUGGAUCCAAUGAGUAAUAUGUCGAACAAUAACAAAGAGGCCAACGGAAAUCCCAACGACUCGAUGUCUUCGAUGUCCAAUAUGACUGCUAAAACUUCGAUCAACAGCACGGCGUUCAAGAACUCAUUUGUUCCUUUCAAUCAUGUAGCAACUCUUCCAAUGACUAACGUAAACAGCAAUGAGACGAAUUCGAACAAAGACGAAAGAAUGGAAACUAUGGAAGUGAAACUACAAAUAAAAGAAAGCCAAAUUGAAUCGCUAGAGAAUGAAAUUCAAAAAUUAAAGAAAAUUUUUAACGAAGGCUUAAAUUACAAACAGAACGAAUACAAGUAUGAAAAGGAAAACUCCCAUAUACCCCAAGCUUUUGAGUUGCCUGCUUCAUUAGAAGUGAUAUUUAGAAAGCUAUCAUCAUCACUUCAUUCAAAAGAGAAAGAGCUAGCAGAUACAAAGGAGAAUUUAGAGAGUAUAUUGACUGCACUGGCUCUAAACCCAACAAAUUCAGUGACCAAAUAUGGAAGAUACGAUGCAGAAUCCAUUGCUCACAAAAUGGUGGUAAGGCUAGAGAAUCUAACCAAUGAAAACAAAGAAAUGGCCAAGAUGUUGGCCUAUGGCAGGUCAAAAGAAACUCAAAUCGAGCUACAGUUGUCUAAAAAAGAAAAUCUAGAAUUAAGGGAAAAGAUAGCAUUCUUAGAGACCCAGUUGGCUAUGAAGAUACCUUCAAAAGAAAAUACUGGUAAUAAUGGAAACUAA